Molecule: messenger RNA, 881 nt
Organism: Exaiptasia diaphana
Lineage: Eukaryota; Metazoa; Cnidaria; Anthozoa; Actiniaria; Aiptasiidae
Product: thimet oligopeptidase
Exons: 10
Coding region: 20-874 (284 amino acids)
Biological process (GO): proteolysis; peptide metabolic process
Cellular component (GO): mitochondrial intermembrane space
Molecular function (GO): metalloendopeptidase activity
Source: RefSeq, a predicted model, not a curated record
UGCAGAUGGCAAAUAUGUCAUGACUUUAAAAUAUCCUCAUUAUGUCCCAUGCAUGAGAAAAGCAUCCAAUCCAGAAACCAGGAGAAAAAUGGAGUAUGCAUUCAAUCGGAGGUGCUUUGAAGAAAACACUAAGAUCCUUGAAGAAUUAGUGGACUUGAGGCAGAAGAUGGCGCAUCUUCUUGGUUACUCAACUCAUGCAAAUUACAUUCUUGAGAUGCGGAUGGCAAAGAAUGCCAAAGCAGUUGCUGACUUUCUAUCGGCAUUGUCCACAAAACUGGAACCAUUGCUGCAAGAUGAGUUGAAAGUCCUUCUUCAGCUCAAGCAAGAAGAGUGUAAAAGUCUUGGAUAUGACUUUGAUGGUAAGAUCAAUGCCUGGGAUAUGAGGUACUACAUGUCUAUGGUAGAAGAAAAGAAUUACUCUGUAGACCAUGAGAAACUUAAAGAGUACUUCCCCCUGGAUGUUGUUACUAAAGGUCUCCUGGACAUUUACCAGGAGCUUCUUGGUUUAGUGUUUGAGGAAAUUCAGAAUCCUCAUGUUUGGCAUAAAGAUGUCCAGUUAUUCAGUGUAAAAGACAAAGCUUCAUCGGCUAUCAUAGGAUACUUUUACCUGGAUCUGUUUCCAAGAGAAGGAAAGUUUUCCCAUGCUGCAUGCUUUGGCCUCAAGCCUGGAUGUCUGCGCAGUGACGGUAAGAGACAGGUUAAUAUUUCAGCCAUGGAAGCAAACUUUACACAACCAACAGAAGACAAACCAUCAUUACUAACCCACAAUGAGGUAAGCAGCACUAGAACAGAAUGGAGACCUGCUGAUAUCACUAAGAAGGGGUGCACACACUUAGUCCAGUCAUCCUGUGAUUUAAGGUCAAACAAAUUGUAAAAGAAUU